Olea europaea var. sylvestris is the source of this 836-nucleotide messenger RNA. RefSeq lists its product as uncharacterized. Lineage: Eukaryota; Viridiplantae; Streptophyta; Magnoliopsida; Lamiales; Oleaceae. The record is from RefSeq and is a predicted model, not a curated record. Bases 63 to 590 code for a protein of 175 amino acids. The transcript has 3 exons.
AGAAGGUGCUUGUGUUGAUGUUCUGACGGGUUGUAUGAUUUCUUCUUAUUAUUGGAUGGGUUAUGGAAAUUUUGAAUGGCAGCUUGGAGCAGAUCCAGGUUCAUCUUUUAGAGCAGCAUGUUUGUGGAUGUUCAAAUAUAAACAUUUUUCAGUACUCAAUGGUUCUCUUUUGGCAGAACAACUUGAAAGAAGAUUUGUGGCUUUCAAGGUCGCUGUUCAUUGUUGGAGGACAGUUGCUUGUCUGCAUUGAGGACCUUGAGCAGUUUGGCCCCACUGAGCUUGCAUCUUCUAAUUAUUUUUCGCUGGAUUCAAGUUGUGCCAUUGUUAAUAUCUCAGAGAUGGUCAUUGAUACUCUGGAUGGCCUCUGCGUGACCCUGGCUCUCAAUUGUACAUCAGAGUUACGUCCUGUACAGAAAGAAUGCACUGUAAAGGAUGCUGCAGUUAUCAAGAAAGGGCCGGUUUCAGGUCCCGUAAUGUGGAAACUGAAGUGGUUCUCGGAAGGGAGUCUUUUCAAGUUUGUGGCAUUACUGAAGGCAAUCCAUGCUCAGGCAACUUCUUCUUCUUCACUAUUAGUAAAAUAUAUCUCGUGAUUGAAAAUGGGAUUAUCGUAUAUUUGAAAAUUAAAUUUCUUUGAUUCUUUUGGUGUGGGGUGUCUCCAUUUCCAGUUUCACAGUUUAUAUUAUCUGAUUUGUUGUAGAAAAUGUAUGGUGUACAGUGUAGUUGUCAAAUGAAAUGUGGAUAGUUUUCAGUUAUAUUGAAGUGUAAACACAGGAGAGAUUUUAGUAUUUUUCCUUGCAUGGCUUUAGUUUAGUGAAUGGAACAAUACUUGGUAUAUA